Molecule: messenger RNA, 3498 nt
Organism: Mytilus californianus (California mussel)
Lineage: Eukaryota; Metazoa; Mollusca; Bivalvia; Mytilida; Mytilidae
Product: putative glycerol kinase 5
Exons: 17
Coding region: 12-1793 (593 amino acids)
Biological process (GO): triglyceride metabolic process; glycerol metabolic process; glycerol-3-phosphate biosynthetic process
Cellular component (GO): mitochondrion
Molecular function (GO): glycerol kinase activity
Source: RefSeq, a predicted model, not a curated record
CAUUGGACAAAAUGGUAGACAAAACAAGAUUGAAGUAUUAUCAAAAAAUUUUACCAAUGGAGUCAGCAAAAGAUAUCUCAACAGGGAAAGAUCAAGCAGAUAUUCAAAAAUCAAUGGAAAGUUUCGGAAUAAAAGAUGAUCAAAAGGGUCACGAAGAUGAUGAAAACUAUGUAAAUGUGUCAAAAGACACUUUCCUACAGGAUAGAAAUUCUCCUGGUGUAAAUUCAGAUAGAGUGAAACCAAUUGAAAACCCUUAUAUUAUCUCCCUUGAUAUAGGAACAACUAGCUUAAGGAGCCACAUAUAUGAUAAAAAUGGAUGUAUAAGAGGCUCUAGUAGUAAAAGAAUUGAAUUACUACAUCCAAAACCUGGUUGGUCAGAAAUGGUUCCAGAUGUUUUAUAUAAACAAGUUGUUUCCUGUAUAACAGAGUCAAUGAAAGCUGCCAGUAUCAAAGUGAACCAGGUUACAUGUAUGGGAAUCACUACACAACGAAAUACGUUUAUUACAUGGGACAGGGAAACAGGAGAAUAUUUCCACAAUUUUUUAACAUGGCAAGAUCUAAGGGCAAGGGAUACAGUGAAAAAUUGGAAUAGUUCAUACAAGAUGAAGUUUCUAAAUAGUGGGUCAUCAAUACUUCACACAUUUACAAGACAAAAGAGAUUCUUAGCUGCCAGUGUUUUAAAAUUCAUGUCUCCUCAGGUAACCAUGCGACUGUUAUGGUGUUUAGAACAUGUUGAAAAGUUAAAAGCUAGAGUGGUUGAGAAUCAAGUGAUGUUUGGCUGUAUAGAAACAUGGUUGUUAUGGAAACUUACUGGAGGCAAAGUUCAUGCUACAGACUAUUCGUGUGCUAGUGGAACAGGUCUUUUUGAUCCUUUCCAGGUAGAAUGGAGUACAAUAGUGUGUAAUCUACUGAACAUUCCAAUGUCUAUAUUCCCAACAGUAAUGGAUACAAGUGGCUUUUUUGGUGAUACAGAUCCAUGCAUAUUUGGAGAAUCUAUUCCAAUAACUUCUGUGGUAUCAGACCAAACAGGGGCCAUGUUUGGUGAAUGUUGUUUUAAUGUUGGUGACAUCAAAUGCACCAUGGGAACUGGAACAUUUGUAGAUCUGAAUACAGGAAGUACACCACACGCUUCAAUAGCAGGCUUAUAUCCAAUUAUUGGCUGGAAGAUAAAGAAUGAAUUAGUAUAUGUAGCUGAAGGUUUAAUUGGUGAUACUGGUACAGUCAUGGAAUGGUGUAAAUCUCUAAAUUUAUACGAAGAUGUAUCAGAGACACAGAGAUUAGCAGAAUCAGUGCUAAGUAGUGAUGGUGUUUACUUUGUUUCUGCAUUCAGUGGUCUUCAAGCUCCAAUAAAUGAUGAUAAAGCAUCAACAUUGCUGAUAGGAAUGAAACCAUCAACAACAAAAGCUCAUAUAGUGCGAGCAGUUCUAGAGUCAUUAGCUUUUAGGUUUAAAAUUUUGUAUGAAACAAUACUCACAGAAACCAGAAUAUCAUUAUCUUAUAUUAGAGCUGAUGGAGGUGUUUGUAAUAAUGACUUUCUGAUGCAGCUUAUGUCUGAUCUAACCCACCAACCUAUAGACCGUGCCAAACAGAGAGGUGACAUGACAAGUCUUGGAACAGCGUUCCUAGCAGGCUUAGCCACAGGUGUAUGGAAAAGUAAAGAUGAAUUAUAUGAUAUUAGACAGUCUGAGAGAAUAUUCGAACCUAAUGAAGAGACAUGGCUAAAAUAUAAACAUACAUUUAGUCAGUGGGAGCGUGCAGUACACAGGAGUAGAGAAUGGUACACAGAAUCAUAAUUAUGACUGUGUGUCAAUUUUGUUAAGUUCAAGUGGUCCAAAGGGGCAAUUUGAGCUUUAGCAGUAACUUGGAGUCAACCGUCUGGUGUCCAUCAUAUUUCAAAAAAGAUCUUCUCUGCCUUUUUGAACCAAAUUUGGGUGGAGUGUAUUUUUGAAAUUAUGUCUGAUGACCCUGUCAUCAAACCAACAUUAUGGCGAUUAAAAAGGGGCAUAGAGGUACAAAUUGAUUGACGGUUUCUUAAUGUCCAUUGACUCCAAUGGCAAAUUUUUCAUGCAUGUUCAAGACAUGCAUAGGGGUUAAAAACAUCAAUUAAAUUAAAAAAAUUUACUUAUGGAUCAAUUGCUAUCAUAUAUUGAAAAAUGACACAUUUGUGAUCCCUUUUAAAAACUGCUACUAAAAUUUAAAAAUUGUUAUUGUUAAAUAUAAAACAUUAUGUGAAAGACCUUUUGCUCCAAAAUGCAGUUAUAUAAUACAUUAAUGAUCCCCUUUAAAAUCAAACAUGGCAGCCACCAUUAGUAAAAGUAUAAAAUCUUUACAGAAUAAAAUCUGAAAAAUAUAAUGUAAAUGCAAACUUUGUGGAAAUUUUACAUUUGUUAUCUUCUUUUAGAAUAUGGUUAUCUAACAUUUAUUAUCUUAUUUAAGAAAUUGGUUGAUAACCCAAUAUGCUUUCACAGCCUCCUCCAUUACUAAAAGUAGAAUAUUUUACCAAAAUAAAAGUAAUAAAAAAGUCUAAAAAUAAUGUGAAGGACCAAACUUUGGUUGAAUGGUAGAUUUAAGAUCCCUCUCCAGUCUCAACUUCAAACAGUAACUUCCACAGUGACUAAAAAUUUUAAACUUGACAAAAAAUAAAACAAAAAAUUAUGAAAAAAUCAUUUGAUGUACCACUUGAAAAUUUAAGUCUGCUGAAAAAAUGUGGAUCCAUAAUUCUAAUUUCUGAUUUAUUUUAUAAUGGGCUGAAAUUUUGCCAUGAAAUUCUAGUAUAGGACUGGUUAAUUACAUCUGAGGUGACUUAACAGGUUAACUGUGUUUAAGAGUGGCCAUUAUAAAAUGGGCAUAGCUCUAGGUGAGCCAUACAGGUUCUUGAAUUAAUUGUUACCUGCUAACUAAAUUAUGCUAUUAUAAUGGUUAACAUGUUGAAGGCAUAAUUCUACAAAGUAUGGAAAUUUGAAUAGUUAGCUAACAUGAUUUUAUAGCUUAUUGACAUGUCUUUACAGAUUGAUAUAUAUUUAACACCAGAAGUAAUCUGUAUGACAACUAGCUACUUAAUACAAAGUUGCAUAUGCAUUAUAACUUUCAGGGAAUUCACACAAUAUUGGCAUUAUGACUCUUGUAUUUGAUUUUUGUUGAAAAAGAAUUUUCAAAUAAAACAAUGGCUUGUGCAUUUGUACAUACUGGGUUAAACAUAUACAACUUCUCCAUAACCAGUAAACGGAUUUCAAUAAAACAAUUAGUGAUGCUUUAAAACCUUAUCAAAUUAUGCACUUUCUAAUUCAUAUUUAAUUUGAAUGAUAUUUUUCAGGUUUAUCUCUUAACAAAACAUGUGUCUUGUAAUUUUUUUUAUCUACAAAACCUCUUUAACAAGUACACUGAAAUUGUGAGUGGUAUUUAGAAUAUUAUGUCAUUGUACAUGUAUUAUUUGUGGACAUUGUUUUGCCUUUUAUCAAUAUGUGAUUUCUUUUAAUUUUAAAAGAAGGUAUUUGUUUG